Molecule: messenger RNA, 663 nt
Organism: Carya illinoinensis
Lineage: Eukaryota; Viridiplantae; Streptophyta; Magnoliopsida; Fagales; Juglandaceae
Exons: 1
Coding region: 1-663 (220 amino acids)
Source: RefSeq, a predicted model, not a curated record
AUGGUGGAGGGCAAGAAGGAGUGGAAUGAAGACUUAAUCAGGUCCAUUUUCAGGGAAGAAGAGGCAGAUCAAAUAUGUUGUAUCCCCUUGAGCAGAAAGGAGGUUGAAGAUAAGCCAAUCUGGGGCCCCUUAAACAAAGGCUUGUUUAGUGUGAAAAGUGCCUACUUUCUAGAGAAAGAAAGAUCAAGCAGGUGGCAAGGGGAGUCCUCUAAGGGUUUUGAGGCAGAUGAUCAAUGGAAACAUAUUUGGAGCAUGAAUUUGCCUAGUAAAAUGAAGUUGUUUAUGUGGAAAGUAGGAAAUAAUCUGUUGGCCACAAAAAGCAACUUAGUGGCUCGAAAAGUAUGUGAUAAUUCAAGGUGCCCAAUCUGCCUUAAAGAAGCUGAGAAUGUUAUGCAUGUAUUAUGGCUCUGCCCUGCUGCAAAUGAUGUUUGGGCUGAGCAUUCAAGAACUCUGCAGAAAUGGAAUACUGAAGAAAAUGAUUUUUUGGGUUUAUGGGCAAAGAUUUCAUCUAAGCUCAAUAAACCUGAAACAGAAGAGGUGGUUGCUGUUAUGAGGAACUUGUGGAUCAGAAGAAACAAGUUUAUUUUCGAACAGAAAUUUGCUAGUCCAAGCAGUGUUAUCAGAUUAGCAAAGGAAGACCUGAAUGAGUACUAUGCAGCCUAG